AUGGCGCCCAAGGCGACGAAGGCGAAGGCGGCCUCCAAGGCGGCCUCGGCCAAGGCGGCCCCUGCGGCCGCCAAGGCCAAGGCCAAGGCCAAGGAGGGGCCCCGCUCGCCCGCUGCGGGCUCCGCCGCCGCCGCGGUGCGGCAGUCUCGGUCGGGUGCUGCCGUGGCGGAUGACGACCCGAAGGUGGCGAAAGCGGAGCGAAUGCUGCGUCUUUGCCUCGAGGAGACCGAGAUCGCAAGAGUCGACGGCCGUGUCCUCGACAUCGCCGUCAGCGAGGCGCGGGUGACGGACGGUGUUGAUGGGAAGCUGGUGGCGCUCGCGGAGGCGCGGUUGGAGGAGGUCCGUGCCUUCGAGGCAGAGCUCAAGAAGGCGGCCGAUGAGUUGCGAACGAGGAAGGACGCGGCCAUCGAGCAGCACAACGCAGAAAAUGAGGCUUUUGCGGACGCGUACGAGGCGCGGCAGCAGCUAAAGAAGGAGAUUGAGGCGUUGUUUGAUGCAGUGGGCGAUGGAGAUCUGGGCAAGAGCCACUCGCACCCGAAUGCACGGAACAAGCAGGGCAGGACACCCUUAUGGCGUGCCGCAUACAACGGUCAUGAAGAAGUGGUUCAGCUGCUCCUGGAGCAUGGUGGGGACCCUGCGAUGGAAAGCAACGACGGUGAGCCGCCAGGUAAGCAUGGUACUGCCGCGACAAAAGCACUCAUCAACGGCUGCGACAAGGAUACAGCGGCCAAGCAGCGCGAGAAGCUUUCAGAACUGCAGCGGCUUGAGCACCCAUGGCCCAGAUUGUUGUUGAAUGCCUGCUCAGCUGGCGAUCUGAAUGCGGCCAACAAGAUCAUAGGCGCCAUCUCAACAGGAAGAGCAGAUGGAAGUUCCGCUGCGGCACUACUGCGAUCGGUCUUGGAGUUCGAGGACAUGGUUGAUGCAAUGUGGAUGGCAUGCACAAAGGGGCACCUCGAAGUCUGUAAAGCGCUCAUGGAAGCUGGCGCCGAUGUGGACAGCUCAAGCAAAACCGGCUUGACUUGUCUUAUGAUUGCGUGUAGGAAAGGUCACACAGAUAUUCUCAAGGAGUUGCUCGCCCGAAGCGCCAAAACGUACCUCCGUUCUGCGCAGGGUCGUCUUGCCUCGGACUACGCACGAGAGUAUGGAGAUGGCCAUGCGCUCCACGAUCUUGUAGUGGCCCACUGUAGAAGGCACGAGGAUUGGUCAACGCUGGAAGAGGAGGCUCGGCAGUCAAGCGGGAAUAAGGCUUCUGGCGCUGAGGCAGUGGAGGAUGUCAUUGAGCGUCGGCGGAAUGUUGGCGCCUCGGAUGCGGCAACAUCGGCGCUGAGGGCCCUGCCAGUGGAGGAGCUCAGGGAGGGCAGCGAUCGCUACAAGGAUCUGCUCGAGCAGCGGGCACUCGCAGAUGUGCUGGGAUACGGCUGA
Messenger RNA from Prorocentrum cordatum, 1422 nucleotides. The record is from the annotation of a GenBank genome assembly. NCBI's taxonomy places the organism in Eukaryota, Dinophyceae, Prorocentrales, Prorocentraceae.